Salvelinus fontinalis (brook trout) is the source of this 2396-nucleotide messenger RNA. Its product is annotated as coiled-coil domain-containing protein 69-like. Gene Ontology annotation, cellular component: nucleus; cytoplasm. The coding region runs from base 255 to 1190 and encodes 311 amino acids. NCBI's taxonomy places the organism in Eukaryota, Metazoa, Chordata, Actinopteri, Salmoniformes, Salmonidae. Gene Ontology annotation, molecular function: microtubule binding. The transcript is spliced from 9 exons. The record is from RefSeq and is a predicted model, not a curated record.
ACUGAUCUACACCCUGUUUCCCCUUCUAGAACGUGGGUCGGUUCACUUUGUUUUAAGAUCAGUGUUUUGGAUUUUUAAAGAGAACCGCCCAUCUGGUCGAGUUGAGCGAGUUGUGAGUUAGAGUGAGCAGCACAGACCUUUUGAGAGACCCUUACCACAGCCCGGCGAGGCACAGUGUUCAGAAGAGUUGCUAUUUGAGAGUUGGUAACUCUAGACAAGGACUGGUAGGGUUGACGAGAGGACGCGGGGCAGGCAUGGGUUGCAGCCACAGCAAGGUGCGUGGCAGAAUUUGCAAGAAAACGAGGAAAAACAAAGUGAAAGAGGAAGAGAAGACUGUGAAAGAGGUCAACAACAGUCAAGAUGGAGAAGGAGGUAAAGUCCCUCUGGAGGAGCUGAAUGUGGGUCUAGAAACUGAGAAGCAGCUGGGUCACUAUGAGUGGCAGCUGAAGAUCCUACGGGACGUGCUGUCUGCCUCUGGGACCCAGGAGAGGGAGGAGCUACUAAAAGACCCAACCCAAGGAGAGCUCUGUGUCCUGGUCCACAACAUAAUUGAGAAGGUGAAAACAGAGACGGCUUCUGACCUGACUAUUGUCUACGGGGAGAAGACCCAGAGGACUGCAGAGCAGCACGAGAGACAGCUGGAAGAACGGCAGAGGAUCCAGAGUGAAGAGCGAAAACGGCUAACCGAGACACACCAGGCAGCAGAGAAAGUGUUGACGGAGGAGGUUAAGGAGCUGACUACAGAGCUCCACGUGUACAAUGAGCUAAAGAAGAGAGUUGACGAGUCUACCUUCAAGAAGGACCUGCAGCGGAACAUUCAGGCCCAUGGCAGUCCUGGGCCAUUCUGGGAGCAGGAGCAGGAGAGUCUGCUGUUUGUCAUUGAGAUGAAGAGUGAACGUAUUCAGGAGCAGGGGAACAAACUGCUACAGAUGCAGGUUCUGGUGGAGAAGAAUCUGUCUCUGGAAGACCAGGUCAUAAAUGUUUUACAGCAGAACGAGGACCUGAGAGUUCGGAUUGACAACCAUCAAAGCCUUAUACAGCAGCUCUCCAAGGAGCACCAGGACCUCCAAGGGACGUUAGACAGGCAGACAGGUCUCUGCCAGAGGCUCACACAGGAGAAAGAGCAGCUCAUGUUUAAACUGAAGCACAGAGACUCCUGUUCUACCUUCCCAUCCUUCCCCAUAGUCUGAGAUCUCCCCCAGCUGAUCCACCCAGACCGAACAGGACAAUCGGUUACUUCUGUCUUAAUCCUGUGUAGGGUUGCAAGCAUGGAUCCGUUAACUUUCCCAAAAUUCUAAAAUGUUUUUUUUUCAGUAAUCCCUGAUUUGGAGGAUUCCAAGAAUUAGGACGUAGCAAUAUGCAAGGAGGGAUUUCUCCAACCUGGAAUUCUUCAAGUCAAAUUUCUGAAAAUCUGGGGAUUUUGGGAACGUUUCAGGACUUUUGCAACCCUUUACAAAGGGCUAUAGUCACAUAUGUUUGAUGGAACCUGAUGCCAAAAAAUUUAGAUUAUUUUUUUCUUCCAGUGUUAUACCUGCUGUGCCUUACAGUACAUAAUGUUUCUGUAGCAGUAUGGUAUUCAUACCACAGGACAGUUUUUUGGGGGGGAGGGGGGGGGGCAUUGGGCACAGCCAUGCACUGUUGGAAAACCAAUGCAAUGUUUGACACCCUGCUGUUCAGCUGAUAUUAUAGAGUAGAUCUACAGUAGAUCAGAGUUUCUCUCCUCCAUAAGGAAUAGCCUGGUCCUUGACAGUACCAACGGAUCAGGAACUAGGCUAUGAAAUCUCAUGGAACGAUUUCACCCUCGUAGGGGCAAGCAAAGUGUUCACUUUGAUGGUUUGAAUUGCAGUUGGAGAGACAGAUGUACAAUCAUGUAGUACGUAGCUAGUAGCUACAUCUUUUUUUUAUCUACCUUCUUCCUGAGACACUAUUACGAUGUCUGUCAAAGUUUUACGUCACUGAAUAUGGAGUAAAUGUUACAGAAUAUAAUGCAGUAUAUACAAUUUAAACAGUUACUUUAGACAACUGCUUUUGUAUUAGGGAUAUGUUUUACUUUUUUGUUUCAUACAAUAUGGGAAAUGGAUUGCCAUGGUUAUUUUUAUUUUUGCAGAUGAGGACAAUGGGUAUUUUUGUGACUUUUUUUUUAAGUUACAAAGAACCAAAAGCACUUCUCAGUGUUUUUAAUUUGCAUUUCUUCUGAAGCACUAGCACUUUUAAUCAGUAUUUUACUAGUACUAAAUGUGAGAGAGGUUGCUGUAAAAAAUAUUUUUGUUUACUCUUGUUUACUCCUGGGUUUUACAUUGUUUGUUUACAUUGACAUUUUAAUAAUUUAGCCAACGCUCUUAUCCACAAAGGCAGCGGAGAGAUAUAAGAGGAGAGAGAGAGAGAGAGAGAGCUUG